UUCGGUAGCGCUGGCAGUGGGGUUGGCGUGGUGCCGGUUGGGGAACUGGCAGCCUUGAAGCAUUGCCGACGACGGAAAGCCCGAACUGUAUUCAGCGAUCAGCAACUGGCGGGUUUGGAGGCGAGGUUCGAGGUGCAGAGAUACCUAAGCACGCCCGAGAGGGUAGAGCUGGCGGCGGCAUUACACCUGUCCGAGACCCAAGUGAAAACGUGGUUUCAAAAUCGUCGGAUGAAGCACAAGAAGCAGCUGAGGAAGUUGAACACGAGCGGCAGUGGCAAUUCCAAUUCGGGGCAACAAUCGAUAUCCGUUACGUCGCCCGCUGAACGUCCCGUAGACUUUUCGCUGAGCGGCGGCCGCGAGUCGCGCGCGAGCAGCGACGCGCCCGUGGACUCCGACGACGAGGACGACGACGAGAUCGACGUGCUGGGCGACGAGACGCCGUCGCCGACACCGACGCCGACGGCGACGCCAACCCCGACGCCGACCCCGGCACCGGCGCCCACGCCAACGCCGACGUCGACGCCGACCUUGACGUCGGCAUCGACGAUCUCCACCCCAACGUCGACGCGAAGCGGCAUCCUGCCCCUGUCCAGACGCGGCACGCCACCGAGGAUUCUCCACGCGACGAUCCAUCCGCAUCCGCACUCGCAUCCGCACCCGCAUUCUCAUCCGCAUCCACACCCGGUCGGCCUGCACCAUCCGCCGCAACACGGCCAGCAUUCCGCCCAACGUCAGCAUCGCUGAGGCACGUCACGACGUGGUCGAGAGUCACCGCUCGUUUCUUGCUCCAGAAUAUCACGGCAACCGCGCGUUAGAGAGGAAACGGAUGAUCCUCGUCCGAUGGUAUCGGUCCCCCCCGGUAUCCCGCGACGACCGGAUCUACCGAGAAUUCACCUAGAGUAAAGCUUGCCGCGUAACGGAGAAACACGGAAUUCGGCAGAGAUC
Messenger RNA from Pogonomyrmex barbatus (red harvester ant), 945 nucleotides. RefSeq names its product brain-specific homeobox (gene bsh). NCBI's taxonomy places the organism in Eukaryota, Metazoa, Arthropoda, Insecta, Hymenoptera, Formicidae. Gene Ontology annotation, molecular function: DNA binding; DNA-binding transcription factor activity, RNA polymerase II-specific. Gene Ontology annotation, biological process: regulation of DNA-templated transcription. The record is from RefSeq and is a predicted model, not a curated record.